This is a messenger RNA of Girardinichthys multiradiatus, 4140 nucleotides long. Its product is annotated as ATP-dependent RNA helicase DDX19B. Gene Ontology annotation, molecular function: RNA helicase activity; RNA binding; ATP binding. Gene Ontology annotation, cellular component: cytoplasmic stress granule; nucleus. The coding region runs from base 148 to 1614 and encodes 488 amino acids. The transcript is spliced from 12 exons. Gene Ontology annotation, biological process: poly(A)+ mRNA export from nucleus. The record is from RefSeq and is a predicted model, not a curated record. NCBI's taxonomy places the organism in Eukaryota, Metazoa, Chordata, Actinopteri, Cyprinodontiformes, Goodeidae.
CGUUAAGUGGUUGCACCCUCGCCCAGAAUCUGGAUUGGCACGCCAUUGUAACAAGUAGUUACUUUUACAUCUCUGAGUGGUCAUUCAGAGCCAGACUUUCUACUCACCUAUCCCGAUCCUGACAGCGGUAUAUCAACCUGUCCCAUAAUGGCUACAGACUCUUGGGCGCAGGCCGUGGAUGAGCAGGAAGCCGCGGCAGAAUCGAUUGGCAGUCUUCAAAUAAGGGACAAACCAGAAGAAAAUGGUACUGUUUCAAAUGCUAGAGACUCCAACAGUGGGGCUGCAAAGUCAGAAACUGAAGGCGAAACCAAACCUGCAGAUGAAGAUGACAACGAGGACAAAGCAGCACAAUCACUGUUGAACAAGCUGAUACGAAAUAAUCUUGUAAAUACAACAAAUCAAGUGGAAGUUCUCCAGAAGGAUCCAAACUCUCCACUAUACUCUGUGAAGUCCUUUGAAGAACUACGGCUCAAACCACAGCUUCUACAGGGCGUAUAUGCAAUGGGGUUCAAUCGACCAUCUAAAAUCCAAGAAACCGCCUUACCUAUGAUGCUGGCUGAGCCUCCACAGAAUCUGAUUGCUCAGUCUCAGUCAGGAACGGGGAAAACAGCCGCCUUUGUUCUGGCAAUGCUCAGCCACGUCGACCCCAACAACAAAUAUCCCCAGUGCUUGUGUGUGUCACCAACGUAUGAACUGGCACUUCAGACCGGUACAGUUAUCGAGCAGAUGGGCAAAUAUUAUCCUGAAGUCAAACUAGUCUAUGCCAUCAGAGGGAAUAAGUUGCAGCGAGGCAUGAAACUGCAGGAACAGAUCGUUAUUGGUACACCCGGUACAAUGCUGGACUGGUGCAGUAAAUUCAAAUUUAUAGAUCCCAAAAAGAUCAGAGUGUUUGUGUUGGACGAAGCCGACGUUAUGAUCGCCACACAGGGACACCAGGAUCAGAGUAUCCGAAUCCAGAGGAUGCUGCCUAGGAACUGCCAGAUGUUGCUGUUCUCAGCCACGUUUGAAGAGAGCGUCUGGAACUUCGCACAGCGCAUCGUGCCCGAUCCCAACAUCAUCAAGCUGAAGAGAGAGGAGGAGACGCUGGACACCAUCAAGCAGUACUUUGUGCUCUGCAACAGCAAGGAGGAGAAGUUCCAAGCCCUCUGUAACAUCUACGGUGCCAUUACCAUCGCUCAGGCCAUGAUCUUCUGCCAUACAAGGAAGACUGCAGGUUGGCUUGCAGGGGAGUUGUCCAGAGAAGGCCAUCAGGUGGCGCUGCUCAGUGGAGAAAUGCAGGUGGAGCAGAGAGCUGCCGUCAUCGAGCGCUUCCGAGAUGGAAAGGAGAAAGUCCUGGUGACCACAAAUGUCUGCGCUCGAGGCAUCGAUGUGGAGCAGGUUUCUGUGGUGAUCAAUUUCGACUUGCCAGUUGACAAAGACGGUAACCCCGACAACGAGACAUACCUGCACAGGAUUGGGCGCACUGGUCGAUUUGGGAAACGGGGACUGGCCAUCAACAUGGUGGACAGCAAGAUGAGCAUGAACAUCCUCAACAGGAUCCAGGAGCAUUUUAAUAAGAAAAUUGAAAGACUAGACACAGAUGAUCUGGAUGAAAUUGAGAAAAUUGCCAACUAAAAGAAACCUAUGGUCCAGUGAAGAAAGCUCGACUUCCCUGCCCCUCCUCAAUCUCCAAGGACUCUGCACUUCUAUGAUGUUUUAAGUUUUUAUUUUAGCUGUCAGAGAAAAGAGCAGAACCACACCCACAAAUCAUAUGUUUACAUGUGGAUGUGUCUCCUUUCAGACAAGUUUUAUUUCUUUUGUUCUAAAUCGCUGGAACAUACCCCAUUUCACUCUUUGUACACUUUUUUUAAUAAAGUCUGUAAGUUCAAUGUUGUGUAUGGAUCUUAAUGCUCUAAAAGUAAUCAAUUUAUUUGAAAACUUGUGAAUUUUUGUAACUUUUCAGUGAUUAUAUCAAGAUUCACAAGCUCCAAAUUGAAUAAAAACAAGCAUCUAAAGGUGCCACGAAUGCUUUAGAAGAAAACGUAGCAGAGCGUUGGUACAAAGGGUGAAGUUGGGUAUGCUGCUCUAAGUGGUAGUUCAUAUCAUUUAGAUUUUUAGAUGGUGAGGAUUAGGAUUUAAGGGUCUAUGCAAACUUAUCAGCCUGUGAUAGAUAUUAUCAAAUACUAUCAAUAUGUAUUCUCAUAACACAAAUUAAUCCUGGAAAAACCUCGUCUCUAGCAUCAGGGUGUGUAGUCAGAUGCCAAAUCGGCUGCGUGAAAUUUUAACCCACAGGCAUAAAGCUUUUGUCUUUGUUUAGCCACUAAUCAUCCGUUAGCCAUCACCACAAUCCACACGUCAAUUCAAUAAUUUUUAAAAGCCAGAAUGGCCACUAUCAGAACAGUCCUGGCAACCAUUAAUCACAAGUCGUCUUCUGUUUCUAAAGCGGACUCAUAAAAUCUCAUUUUAAGUCUAAAACGUGACCUGCACGGUCUGGUGUGAGUCGUUUUUCUUUCAUGUCUUCGCUGUCCCCAUCCAACGUUUUCUAAUCAGGGUCUCCAGUUCAGACUUUGGCGCAGUUCCCAUUCUUCACUCAGACUGUGCCGUUCAAAGGAUUGUGAGUUACAAAAUGAAUACGCAAUGCCUUCCUCAAGUGCAUUAUAUAUACGCAUAGGAUUUUGAUAUUGAUAUUUUAAGACAUUGGGCUUAAUAUUCUAACACUUGAAAUUUUGAUAUAUAUUGAAUUAUGGCGAGUCUUUAAUUAUGGGUGUGUGAAUUUUUUUGAAACCAAAUGCUGAAUUGAACUUAAGGACCUAUGCUAAUCUGACUCGCUGUGUUGCUCCAACAUGGUUGCGUGAACAGAAAACAAGUAUUUAGAUUUGUCACUUCUAAGAAGUGCAAAAAAAAUUCUUAAUGUGGUUUAAUUUUGAUAGAAUACAGUGAGUCUAUAGCACCUCGCAAAAGGAUUCUUCAAUGUAUUUUAUUGAAAUUGUAUGCGAUAGACCAUAAUUGAGAACUGGAAGGAAAGACACGUGCCUUUCUAAUUUUUACGAUGUGUAUUCAGCCACCUUUCACUGCAGAUGCAGUCUUAUUUAAGGGCUGCAUUUUCAUCGGUUCUGCAAAUUAAAAAUUUUUUUUUUGCAAAAGUUAGUUUUUUUGAUAUUUUUACCCUGCCCAGUCAGACUGGAUGGAUAACCUCUGUGAAAAUCUUGACACAUGUUUUCAAUUGGAUUUGUGUUUAGACUUUGACUAGGCCAUUCCUGUGCAGCUCUGGUUGUUUAAGGUUGUUGUCCUGUUGGACAGUGGACCGGCCUCAAGUGUUUUGCUGGGGUAUCGGGGGUCGAAUACAAAUGUAUACUUUAUUUUUCCUUAAUGUGUUUUUUGACAACCAGGCACCCUUGUCCUUCCACCAAUUUACACUAGUUUAUGCUGGUCUAUCGCCAGAAAUCCCAAAACAAUCCAUUGGUGUUCAUGGUUGCAACAAGACACAAUGUGACACGGGAUAUGAAUUAUUUUGCAAGGCGCUGUAAAUCUGUUAACCUUGGGUGACUGUUGGAAACAUAUAUAUAUAUAUCAAAUGUAAUGUCUAACAUUUCGGGUCAAACACUAGAGCGUCGGAGCCAGUUACCGGUCAUUGUGAACCUGCAACAAGCCUCAGUCAUCAGAGCGAAGAAGAUAACUGGUGGUAUUCUGGGCUUAAUGGACUGUUAAUGGACCUCUUGUUGAAACAGAACCAGCUGAACAGAUGCAGACAAAUUAGGAGGUGACUAUGAAACGAGCUGAAGAAUGCUCUCAACAUUUAAAGUGGUGUAUGCAGUUUUAUUAGGACAACCGGACGUAUACAUUAUGAGUGUGUGUGUGUUUGUGUGCACUUUGUUGACCCGUAGUGUAAUGCCUACUUGUGAGAGCCAUGGACACAGCGGUUUUGGCUGAGGAACACCACCCCUACACCACCCAGUCUUCACACUUGUAGUACAUCUUGUUUUGAUGAUUUUAUGGACCCAGUUCAUAAACGUAUACAUUGACUAAACAGGCAUUAAGCAAAUUGUGUCCGUAGUAGCCAAUGAUAGGUUCAAGGUGUGUGGUGUUGUGCAAGCUGAGCUGCGUUCAUGAACACAAUUAUGUAUUGUUAAUAUGUUGAAUUAAAUGAACAUAGAGAUUCAA